AAGGAGAGUUAAAGUAGGAAGCUUUUGGUUCCAUUCCCAUCCUGGGAAUAGUUGAAACUCUGGGUCCAUUUUCGUGUGCGCGCGCAGAGAGAGGAGAGAGAAGAGAGAGAGAGAGAGAGACGGUGGUCUCUGGGUUUUCUUAACGUAUGCCAUGAUGGGAAGCUUUCUCAGCUACAGUCAGCACGCCAAAUCUUGUCAUUUUCUUGGUGCUUCUCGAAAGCCUGUGAUUUGUUUAAUAUGAAAGACGCCGCAGUUUUUUUCAGUUGCCCGUUCUCGCAAGAAAGCCCGCGGUCCUCCUUUGGCCAACCGAACUCGACCACCAACCCAUCACGCCCACGUAAGAAGCUCCUCUCUUGUUUGGCCUCUUCGAUCCGUCAUUUCAAAGAACAAAAGCAGAGGCAGAGCAUGUAGGCAAUUCGCAUGGAGAAGUUUGAUCCUUUUUCGUAGGCAUCACAUCAUUGAUUAACUGGUACAAGGCAAGGUCCAUUUAUUUUGAUCUGGGAAGACAGCAUCGAGUUGUAUGCAAUGGAGUGCUUCUCCUACUUCAAGAACAAAUCAAAACCCAAGGAACGGAGAUCAGCGCCGGAGUUGGAGACAAAAUCCGACAAUUCAGCCACCACUGCUGAUCGAGCCACAAAGUCGUCAUCCUCAGCUACUUCGCAGCGCGGUAUACCGGAACUCUAUGAGGAGAAGGCCCACUUGCGGGUGUUUUCUUUCUUGGAGCUCAGGCAAGCAACACAUGAUUUCAGCAGGCUUCUAAAGAUCGGAGAAGGUGGAUUCGGGUGCGUUUAUAAAGGUUCAAUUAAGCCUGUUGACAGAAAGGGUGAGCUGAUGCAGGUUGCCAUUAAGAAGCUUAACAGGGAUGGAUUUCAGGGUCAUAAACAAUGGAUUGCAGAAGUUCAAUUCCUCGGCGUUGUGGAGCAUGAAAACCUUGUCAAACUGAUAGGAUACUGUUCUGAUGACAGCGAACGAGGAAUGCAGCACCUUCUCGUGUACGAGUUUAUGCUAAACAAAAGCUUGGAAGAUCAUCUUUUCAAUAAAGCAUAUGAUGCUCUUUCCUGGCAAACUAGAUUGAAUAUAUUACUUGGAGCAGCUCAAGGUUUGGCUUAUCUUCAUGAAGGAUUGGAAGUUCAGGUGAUACACAGAGACUUUAAGUCAUCGAAUGUAUUACUGGACGAGGACUUCAAACCAAAGCUUUCAGACUUUGGGCUUGCACGGGAAGGGCCAACAGCUGACCGUACUCAUGUUUCAACUGCUGUGGUAGGAACACAAGGAUAUGCUGCUCCUGAUUACAUUCAGACUGGUCACUUGACAGCUAAAAGUGACGUGUGGAGUUUUGGUGUCGUUUUGUAUGAAGUGCUCACUGGAAGGCGAUCACUGGAGAGGAACCGCCCGAGAACUGAACAAAAACUUUUGGAAUGGGUGAAACAGUAUCCUGCUGAUAGCAAGAAAUUCAAUUCAAUAAUUGAUCCUCGACUCAAGAAUCAGUACUCGGUCAGCGCGGCUCGCAAGAUUGCUAAAUUAGCAGACAGUUGCUUGUUAAAGAGUUCAAAAGAUCGGCCAAAGAUGAGUCAAGUGGUGCACAGUUUGCAGGAGAUAAUACAGGUUUCAGGUGCCGGAGAUGAUGCAAGUCAGGCAGCGGAUAGGAGCUCCGAGCUUAGUGAGACUGAACCAGUCGACUCUGAAUCGAACCCUGGUCAAACCGGAACUUCUGAGUCAUGGAAAAGACGAAUGGCCCAUUUAGUUAAAUUGGGAGAGCAUGUCGAGGGCGUUAGCAGGAGAAGAUUUUUGAUCAUGCAGAGGACAAAAGUGCAAUAAAUCGUACUCUUAUUGAUGUAAUCAGAAUACUCUUAUAUUUUCACUCAAUGUCAUAUAAACUUGAGGUUUUUUUUAGGCUUGGCUCGACUCAGCUCUUCCUUUGUACAGGUAACGGAAGAGAGAUUGUAAAUAGAAUGUUUUGUUUAUCAUUUUCUUCUAUAUAUCUACAUGUUCCUGCUUCUUGACAUGAAUAGAAUUCAGGGAUGUAUUUACUUCAGCAGUCUGCUGCUCCAGAAUCUAAUUUUCAGAGUGAA
Eucalyptus grandis is the source of this 2072-nucleotide messenger RNA. RefSeq names its product probable serine/threonine-protein kinase PBL19. The coding region runs from base 526 to 1818 and encodes 430 amino acids. The record is from RefSeq and is a predicted model, not a curated record. NCBI's taxonomy places the organism in Eukaryota, Viridiplantae, Streptophyta, Magnoliopsida, Myrtales, Myrtaceae. Gene Ontology annotation, biological process: protein phosphorylation. The transcript is spliced from 5 exons. Gene Ontology annotation, molecular function: protein kinase activity; ATP binding.